Messenger RNA from Funneliformis caledonium, 530 nucleotides. The record is from the annotation of a GenBank genome assembly. Lineage: Eukaryota; Fungi; Glomeromycota; Glomeromycetes; Glomerales; Glomeraceae.
UUGCUAUUGAGACAAUUUACCAUACGGAUAAUAUAAUUUCAUUUGGUAAAGAUUUCACGUCUUUAAAUAAAUUUUAUGAUGAACAGUCUGUUUCUAAUAUAUUAGUAAACUUGAAAUUACUUUUAUUGAAAGCUGAAAAAAAUCAUACUAAAUUUGAAAAAAUUAUUGCCAAAAUUAGUCCUAUUAAGAAAAGUAUACAGAACCUUAAGAAAGAGUUAAAAGAUUAUGAUUUAAACAAAGUAAAAGAUAUUGAUAUUGAUUCUAAAAUAUGUAAUAAAUUAAAAAAAGCUGAAUCAAAUAAGUUAUUAUAUAGAUCAUUAGCAACUAUUAUUGUUGUAGAUUAUAUUUACUUUUUUCUUAAUGGACCAAUAGAUAUAAGUAUGACAAUAGCAAUAGGAGCUAUUGAAUUAGAAGCAUUAGCAGUAGUAAUAACAGUAGUUUUAUCAAUAAUGUCAGUGGUAGCAGGAAAUGUAGGAUUAAAAGCAGAGCAUACUAAAGCAGAAGCAUUGCCUAUAUUAGAAAUAAUUUGA